AUGAUAAACCAACCUUCCGGCCAGAUCAAGCUUACGAACGUUUCUAUUGUGAAACUGAAAAAAGGUAAAAAGAAGUUCGAGAUUGCGUGCUAUCAGAAUAAAGUUCAUGAUUUCAGGAAGGGCAUCGAGACUGACCUUGACGAGGUUUUGCAAAUCCACCAGGUAUUUAUAAACGUUUCUAAGGGACUUGUUGCACCUAAAGAUGAUCUAGCUAGCUGUUUUGACUCUACCGAUCUCGAUACUAUCAUUAAGGAAAUUCUCACGCGAGGCGAGAUGCCUCUGUCAGACAAGGAAAGGCAGCUGAUGAUGAACAAAAUCAACAACGAAAUGUUGACGAUUAUUAGUGCAAAGUGUAUCAAUCCGAAAUCCAAGAAAAGAUAUCCCCCUUCGAUGAUCCAUAAGGCUCUGAUGGAACUCAAAUUUAGGGUGGUCAUAAAUAAAUCUCCAAAGACCCAAGCAUUGGAAGCGAUCAAAGUUUUGACUGCUAGUCAAAUCAUUCCCAUCGCUAGAGCAAGAAUGAGAAUCAAGGUUGACAUGGACAAAACCGGUAACAAAGAAGUUAUUGAAAAAUUGUCAUCGCUCAUGAAGGCUGCCGAAGUCAAUGAAACGGACACCACAUGGUCGUGCAAUGCGCUCAUAGAUCCAGUCGCAUACCGGGUUAUUGUAGACCUGUGCAACGGUAAGGGAGUUUUACAAGUCUUGGACUUGGCUGUAAUUGACAGCAAAUAA
Molecule: messenger RNA, 729 nt
Organism: Lachancea sp. 'fantastica'
Lineage: Eukaryota; Fungi; Ascomycota; Saccharomycetes; Saccharomycetales; Saccharomycetaceae
Source: the annotation of a GenBank genome assembly